Medioppia subpectinata is the source of this 234-nucleotide messenger RNA. Lineage: Eukaryota; Metazoa; Arthropoda; Arachnida; Sarcoptiformes; Oppiidae. The record is from the annotation of a GenBank genome assembly.
UUUAAUGGCACCGAUCACCAGAAUAGUCUGGUUUUGGGAGGACAGGCGUCAAUGUGGGGCGAAUGGGUUGAUGCCAGUAAUUUCAUGACACGAACAUGGCCAAGAGCUAUGUCUGUGGCCGAAAGAUUAUGGAGUCCGAAGAGUUUGUCAAAUGCAACCGAAGCUCAGUAUAGAAUAUUCCAACGCCUUUGUGCCGACCCAUCUGUCCUCAUAGUCAAUAUGACGGGACCCUGA